This is a messenger RNA of Durio zibethinus, 969 nucleotides long. RefSeq lists its product as uncharacterized. NCBI's taxonomy places the organism in Eukaryota, Viridiplantae, Streptophyta, Magnoliopsida, Malvales, Malvaceae. The record is from RefSeq and is a predicted model, not a curated record.
AUGCAUGAUUCAAUAGGAAUUCCUGCUUGCUUUUCAUCUAGUGAUCAUAGGCAAGCUGAUAAGCCAGCCAGUGUAGGCAAAUCCGGUCAGAGCGUUUAUAUGUCAGUAUAUCGAAUAAAGCUUGCCGGUCAGUUUUGCUUGAUUACUGUUACAUGGUGUAGGAAUUUGUUAUUACAUGGCCUCUCUGUUUCUGUUCAAGGACCUGACGGGGACGAGCAUUAUAGUUGCAAAGUUGAGCUGAAGCCAUGGUAUUUCUGGAGAAAACAAGGAUCUAAGCAUUUUAUUGUUGAUGGUAGGACUGUUGGUGUGGUUUGGGACCUCAAGACAGCAAAAUUCAAUGGUGAGACCGAGCCGCGAUCAGAUUACUAUGUUGCCAUCGUUUGUGAAAAUGAGGUUGUUUUGCUUCUUGGUGAUCAAAAGAAAGACGCUUAUAAAAAGACAGGUUGCAGGCCAUCUCUUAUUGAACCGAUGUUAGUCUCCAGGAGGGAACAUAUAUUCGGUAAGAGGAAGUUCUCAACAAGGGUUAAGUUUAAUGACAAGGGAAUUUUUCAUGAUAUCUCAGUGGAAUGCAACAAUAAUAUCAGCAGCAACAGCAGCUCUGAUGGUUUUGAUCCAGUAUUGGAGAUAAGAGUAGAUGGGAAACUAGCUAUUCGGAUUAAACAUCUUCAGUGGAAAUUUAGAGGCAAUGAGUCCAUCAAUGUGGGCAAAAAUGGAGUAGAAGUUUUUUGGGAUGUUCAUGAUUGGCUCUUUGGUUCAGGUCUAAGGCAUGGUCUGUUCGUAUUUAACCCAAUUCCAUCAUCUUCUGUAUCAGCAUCAUCAAUAUCAGCUCCAUCGUCCCCUCCAUCAUCAUCAUCGAAAUCGAUGCCUCUGUCAAAUCAGGAAGGAAAUCCUGCAUCAUCAGGAGACUUUGAUAAUGCAACGGGUUCAUCCAGGUUCUGCUUGUUUCUCUAUGUCUGGAAGGUAGAAUGA